GCGCGAAAGAAAAGUCCGUCCGUUGCAACUCCAGCCAUGGUGGGAAGGGCUCAGCCCGAUCGGAGACAAUUCCCGCUGGUCCUACUGAGAUUGCUCUGCCUUCUCCCCACAGGGCUGCCGGUCCGCAGCGUGGAUUAUAACCGAGGUACCGACAACAUCACGGUGAGGCAGGGGGACACAGCCAUCCUCAGGUGUUUUAUAGAAGACAAAAGCUCCAAGGUGGCCUGGUUAAAUCGCUCAGGCAUCAUUUUUGCUGGUCAAGACAAGUGGUCCCUGGACCCCAGGGUAGAGCUUGAGAAACGCACUCCUCUGGAAUACAGCCUCCGAAUCCAGAAAGUGGACAUCUAUGAUGAGGGAUCGUACACAUGCUCAGUGCAAACACUGCAUCAUCCCAAGACUUCCCAGGUUUAUUUGAUUGUUCAAGUUCCACCAAAGAUCUCCAAUAUCUCUUCGGAUAUCACUGUGAAUGAAGGCAGUAAUGUGACCCUGGUAUGUAUGGCAAAUGGACGCCCAGAACCUGUCAUCACCUGGAGACACCUCACCCCUACAGCAAGAGAAUUUGAAGGUGAUGAAGAGUUUUUGGAGAUCCUGGGGAUAACGCGAGAGCAAUCGGGCAAGUACGAGUGCAAAGCCGCAAAUGAAGUUUCCACAGCAGAUGUCAAACAAGUCCGAGUCACUGUGAAUUACCCUCCCACCAUCACGGAAUCCAAGAGCAAUGAAUCCGCUACAGGACGACAAGUUUCGCUCAAGUGUGCAGCCUCGGCUGUGCCUACGCCCGAUUUUGAGUGGUACAGAGAUGACACAAGGAUAAAUAACGCCAAUGGUCUGGAGAUUAGAAGCACGGGGAGCCAGUCCUACCUGACGGUGGCCAAUGUCACUGAAGAACAUUAUGGCAACUACACUUGUGUGGCUACGAACAAACUGGGAAUCACAAAUGCUAGCCUAUUUCUUUACAAGAAAAUAUUACCCACACUCCCCAAUCCUUUUCCAGGACCUGGUACAGGGAUUGCAGGCAGUGGAUCAAUGUGUCUGGCCGUACCACUGUGGCUGCUGGCAGUGUCCCUGCUCUGCCUACUCAGCAAAUGUUAA
Messenger RNA from Eublepharis macularius, 1089 nucleotides. RefSeq names its product limbic system associated membrane protein (gene LSAMP). Gene Ontology annotation, biological process: homophilic cell-cell adhesion. NCBI's taxonomy places the organism in Eukaryota, Metazoa, Chordata, Lepidosauria, Squamata, Eublepharidae. The record is from RefSeq and is a predicted model, not a curated record. Bases 37 to 1089 code for a protein of 350 amino acids. The transcript has 8 exons. Gene Ontology annotation, cellular component: plasma membrane.